AUGCGUUUCUCACAUUGUGUGGCUAAUAUCUUGAUGUGCGGAUUUGUUGCCGCUCGUAGCAUGCUCCAUAAUGGUAUUUUGUUCUCUGAGAGUGAUAUUACAAGAGCCAAGUAUGGUAUCGACAACGAAAUUACACCAUACUACAGUACAUACCAGCAGUUGUUGAAUAGCGAAGGUUUGAAGAGCAGUUACGCUCCUCGUCCAGCCAAAGUUAUUGUGCGUGGUCCUAUCACGGGUUUCACUCAGAAUUACCCUCAGCUUUAUGUUGAUGCUGCUGUUGCUUACCAAGUAGCCUGCUUAUGGACAGUUACUGGAGACGAACUGUAUGGCAAUCUUGCUGUGAAAAUUCUCACCAGUUGGGCAAAUACCUUAGAAAAUGUUACUGGUAAUGUGGAGCGCUUCUUGGCAAGUGGAAUAUACGGUUAUCAACUCGCUGUCACUGCUGAAAUGAUGAGAAACUACGAGGGAUUCACUUCCGACAAUCAAACACUGGUGAAGGACAUGUUGCUCGAUAUUUUCUAUCCGUUGUCCUACGAGUUUUUGACUGAGCACAAUGGCCACGGCCCAAAUGAUACUCAUUACUGGUCAAAUUGGGACUUAUGUAACAUUGCUUGUGGAUUGGCAGUUGGGGUCUAUGCAGAUCGUCCUGACAUUUACGAGUAUGCUCUCGAAUACCUCCAUAAUGGUGGAGGUAUGGGAACGUUAAAUAAUACAUUCCCUGUAAUCUUGACACCGGAGGAGUCCAACAAUACGUUUGGUUUGGCAGAGGGCCAGGAAUCCGGAAGAGACCAAGGUCAUGCUGGAUUGGAGUUUGCCUUUCUAGCAAUAAUUUGCCAGAUUGCUUACUUACAGGGAGAUGAUUUGUGGUCUUACAAUGAUAAUGUGAUUCUCAAAGGUGCAGAAUAUUUUGCUCGCUAUAACCUUGGAUAUAAUGUCCCAUUCAAGCCAUACUAUUCAGAUGGAGUUCUCUUAAGCACAAUUGGAUCGGACUCAAGGGGCGAUUACAGACCUAUUUGGUCACUCUACUACGCAACGUACGUCAAUGAUAGGGGGUUUAAUGCUACAUAUAUCAAAGAAAUGUUUGAGAGCAAUGACGUUGAAGAGGGAGGAGGAUGGUACGGACCUAAUAGUGGUGGAUAUGACCAGCUUGGGUUUGGAUCGCUAGCCUAUUGGACAUAUGGCAAUUCAUCCACUAACAAAUAG
Molecule: messenger RNA, 1203 nt
Organism: Sungouiella intermedia
Lineage: Eukaryota; Fungi; Ascomycota; Pichiomycetes; Serinales; Metschnikowiaceae
Source: the annotation of a GenBank genome assembly